Messenger RNA from Lottia gigantea (owl limpet), 426 nucleotides. RefSeq lists its product as hypothetical. The coding region runs from base 1 to 426 and encodes 141 amino acids. The record is from RefSeq and is a predicted model, not a curated record. NCBI's taxonomy places the organism in Eukaryota, Metazoa, Mollusca, Gastropoda, Lottiidae. The transcript has a single exon.
AUGCCAUUCCAUGCUUCAUGUAAAGUGGAUUGGGAAGUAGCUGGUCAAUGCGCAGAUGUUAAAACCAAAAUAACAGACCAAAUCAAGGCAUUGAAUGGACCUGCCGGAUGUGCUAAUGGUGGUGAGAAAUGUCUGUACAGUCUGGUUUCCGACUCCGGAAUGAAAGUCACAGCUACCCACGAAACACCAAAGAAACAUUACAAGGAUGACUUGACCUUCUCUUUCACCCAGAGUAGCAACGUAUGUAAAGUUCAUGGGUUCAGUACUUCAGAAACUUGGUAUGCUGUUUUGGAUCAUAGCACCAACUACUGUAAUUUGAGAAAUCUUAUCACCGGAUCUGGUCUUCAAUCAACAGCCAACUUUAAAGAAACUACCAGCGAUUCUGUUUGUACACAAUAUAGCUCUGCUGAUUGUUCAAAAUAUUAG